This is a messenger RNA of Saitoella complicata NRRL Y-17804, 447 nucleotides long. RefSeq lists its product as uncharacterized. Gene Ontology annotation, biological process: transmembrane transport; borate transport; monoatomic ion homeostasis. Gene Ontology annotation, cellular component: plasma membrane; fungal-type vacuole. The annotation marks the transcript as partial. The record is from RefSeq and is a predicted model, not a curated record. NCBI's taxonomy places the organism in Eukaryota, Fungi, Ascomycota, Saitoellomycetes, Saitoellales, Saitoellaceae. Gene Ontology annotation, molecular function: borate efflux transmembrane transporter activity; solute:inorganic anion antiporter activity. The transcript has a single exon.
GUUGUAGAGCAGCGGGUGAGUAACCUGGCGCAGGGGCUUUUAACGUUGGGGUGUAUGUCCGGACCGUUGCUCGUUGUCCUGGGACUCAUCCCGCAAGCCGUGUUGGCGGGGCUGUUUUGGGUCAUGGGCAUCUACGCACUCGAAGAGAAUGGGCUCACCUUGAAACUCGUUUAUCUCUUUCGCGAGCGCUCCCUUACGUCCAAGUCGGAGCCGUUGAACCGAUGUCGCAAGAUCGCGGUUUACGCUUUUGUCGGGUUCAUGUUGCUGGGUUUCGCCGGAACCUUUGCUAUUACACAGACCAUCGCGGCGAUCGGCUUCCCAUUGAUCAUCAUGAUCCUAAUCCCGGUUCGCACCUUGGUCUUCCCGCGGUUCUUCACCGCAGAAGAACUUGCCAUCCUCGAUGCGCCCACCGCGUCUGCAUUCACCAUGGAGUCCGUCGGCGGCACC